UUGCUUUGAAUAGGUUUCAUUUACUUUAUUUUAUUUGCUUAAAUAUCUGUAUUUUUGGUAGGGUUUUUGGUUCGUAGAAAUGACGGUUUCUUUAACCGUAAAAUCCCACGCGAGACGUUUUCUUCACACUCUCUCUCUGUCGAUUCUUCGUGUCUUGUUGUUCAUUUGUAAUUUUUAAACAGAUAUUUGGUAAUCCUCGGAAAGAAGAUACCUUGUUCUUCUGCUUGUCGUGUCAGUGACAGUUGUAUCUCUCUCUUUAUAUCUCUUUCUCAAUCUCUCUGCUUUACUUUCUUUUGGGUGGGGGUUAAUUUUGAUUCGUGAUUCUAGGGUUCGAAUUCGAUUCAUAAAUGGGUUGAAUUUUUUCUGGGUAAUUUCGAAGAGAAAAGUAGAAGAUAAUUCAAUGGAGCCUCCAAUGGGAAUCUUGUCUUCUCUGUGGCAAUUCAUACUCUUCAUUCCCUAUUUCACUGGAUUACUUCUUCUGGGUGUCAUUAAAGGUAUCGUUUUCUGCCCGCUUAUAUGCCUUAUUGUGGCUGUUGGAAACUCUGCAAUCAUCUUAGGCCUUUUACCGGUACACGGGAUCUGGACACUAUAUUCGAUAUCUAGUGCUAAGCAAUUAGGACCAAUCUUGAAGCUUUUUCUGUGCUUAUGUCUUCCUCUCGGCAUCAUUCUCUGGCUUGUGGUUAGUAUCAUAGGAAGUAUCCUCGGAGGAGCUUUAUAUGGCUUUCUUUCUCCAAUAUUUGCCACAUUCGAUGCUGUUGGUGAAGGGAAAUCUAAUCCGCUUUUCCAUUGCUUUUAUGAUGGAACUUGGAGCACUGUUAAAGGGAGUUUCACUGUUGUCUACGAUUUUAAAGACGUUUGCUUUCACUCCUACUUUUCGUUUAUGGAUGAUCUCAGAACAUCUAGCGCAGAUCGUCAUUACUAUGAAAUAAGGUUACUUCAAAUUCCAGGCGCUGUGAUUGUUGCGGUUCUUGGAGUUCUUGUUGAUUUCCCAGUGAUUUCACUCGUAGCCUUAUGUAAAAGCCCAUACAUGUUGUUUAAAGGCUGGCGCCGUUUGUUUCAUGAUCUUAUUGGACGUGAAGGUCCUUUCUUGGAGACAAUGUGUGUCCCAAUCGCAGGCCUUGUGAUCUUACUCUGGCCUUUAGCUGUUGUGGGAGCGGUUUUAGGAUCUGUGGUCUCUAGUGUCUUCCUUGGUGCUUACUCCGGUGUAGUCUCAUAUCAGGAAUCGUCCUUCUUCUUUGGUCUCUGCUAUGUUGUUGCUUCUGUGUCGAUAUAUGAUGAGUAUAGCAACGAUGUUCUUGACAUGCCUGAAGGUUCUUGCUUUCCCAGGCCAAAGUAUCGACGAAACGAAGAGGAAGCAUUUUCUGGUGGUCUUUCAAGACCGAACUCUUUCAAGACAACACCAUCAAGAGGAGGAUCAAACAAAGGCCCAAUGAUUGACCUGAAGCCACUUGAUCUUCUGGAGGCUCUUUUUGUGGAAUGUAGGCGGUACGGAGAGAUUAUGGUAACGAAAGGGCUUAUAAAUUCAAAGGACAUCGAAGAUGCUAAGUCUAGCAAAGGCAGUCAAGUGAUCAGCAUUGGCUUGCCUGCUUAUUCUCUUCUUCACGAGCUUUUACGCUCUAUCAAAUCCAAUUCCACCGGUUUGUUACUCGGUGAUGGUGUGACGGAGAUAACUUCAAGAAACCGCCCAAAAGAUACGUUUUUUGAUUGGUUUCUGAACCCGUUUCUGAUCCUUAAAGACCAGAUCGAAGCAGCGAACCUAUCUGAAGAAGAAGAAGAGUAUCUUGGAAAAUUGGUAUUGCUGUUUGGAGAUUCAGAGAGACUGAAAAGCUCCAUUGGCGACUCUGAAUCUCCUCCUUUAACUGAACUCAAAAGAGCCGAACUUGACGCCUUUGCUCGCAGGCUUCAAGGACUGACCAAAUCAGUAUCAAGAUAUCCAACAUUCAGAAGACACUUUGUGGAACUAGUCAAGAAACUAUCAAAUGAUCUAGACAAGAAACAUAACCGCUUUGAGAGAUCAGUACCUCGUCCAGGUAAAACAGUUUCUAGGAUUUUCAGCCAGAAAUCGUUCAAGAAAAAGACGAGUAGCAAUGGGUCAGAUCAAGAUUCACCAAACAGUGGCUUAAGAGACGUUGAUAUUGUGUAAGUACUAGAUAGUGUUUGUGUGAACAUAAUUAGAUCGAAAUGCCUGUCGUUCUUCUUAGCUCUGUAAUGUUAAUUUUUUAUUCAGAUGCAGUGAAUAUAUGAAGCUGUUUUUCGAUGAUCUAA
Molecule: messenger RNA, 2265 nt
Organism: Eutrema salsugineum
Lineage: Eukaryota; Viridiplantae; Streptophyta; Magnoliopsida; Brassicales; Brassicaceae
Exons: 10
Coding region: 401-2143 (580 amino acids)
Source: RefSeq, a predicted model, not a curated record